AUGAUUGGUGCCAUCACGAACCUCACGAACCAGCUGAACAAGGCUUCUGAGGAUCGCAGGCACCAGUUUCGCCAGCUGAGGAAGUACUUGAACCAGCAUCACAUCAACGAGGACCUCUCCCUGCGGAUUACUGGCUUCCUACAGGGUGCCUACAGCCUUCGCCAGGCACGGCUGGCGGAUUCCCAGGUUGCACUGCUGGAGCUACUGUCCACGCCCCUGCGCGGAGAGCUGCACUCUGCGAUGUACAAGAGAUGCCUUGAG
Symbiodinium necroappetens is the source of this 261-nucleotide messenger RNA. Lineage: Eukaryota; Dinophyceae; Suessiales; Symbiodiniaceae. The record is from the annotation of a GenBank genome assembly.